UAUUAAUGUCACGCUUCCUCCAUUAAUUUCCUCCCUCCAGAGAGAGAGAAAAGAGUGAAACAGAUGAGAGACAGAGAGAUGAAGGCGUCUUCGUCGUUGAUCCUCGUCCUCGUCUCUCUUUGCGGCCUGGCAGCGUCCGUGAGCUCGCAGUCGUCGUCGGACUCGUGCAGCUCCAAUCUGAACGUCGACGGCAUCCGCUUCGACACGACUUCUCUCACCUGCAUCUCCGCUUGGGUCUCUGAGAACUUCAUCCUCAGGUACAAGCAAGCAUCCGCAAACACAUGGAGCUUCGUCCUCUCCACGCCCUCCACCGACUCCUACGUAGCCAUGGGCUUCUCGAAGAACGGUUUGAUGGUUGGGUCAAGCGCGGUGGUCGGGUGGGUCUCGUCCGGCAGCGGCAUGAUGAAGCAGUAUGCGCUGGACGGCCAGACUCCAGCCCAGGUCAAGCCCGACCAGGGGUCCCUGACCCUCCUGUCGAACUCGUCCAUGAUCGCCUCGCAGUCGAACCGUACCUACAUGGCGUUCCAGCUCGCCGUGGCCCAGCCCGAGUCGGGGCUGAUUUACUCGGUCGGGCCGUCUGGAUUCACGCCGGUCUCACCGGGGUAUCAGCUGAUUCAGCACCAGGACAUGACAUCAACCUCCGUGAACUUUGGCUCCGGCCAAACCAGGACUCAGGGCACUCCCUACACAAGGCUGAGGAAGACCCAUGGGAUACUGAACAUGUUGGGAUGGAGCAUCUUGAUGAUCGUUGGGAUAAUCGUGGCUCGCCACUGCAAGCAAUACGACCCGAUGUGGUUCUAUGCGCACACCGCCGUUCAAACCGCGGCUUUCAUUCUGGGUUUGCUGGGAAUCAUCUGUGGGUUCGUGUUGGAACAUAAAAUCAGUGCCAGUAACGUCUCCACCCACAAGAGCUUGGGCAUCUUCAUUCUUGUUCUUGGCUGCCUCCAGGUGAUGGCAAUUUUGGCUCGACCGGGAAAGGGAUCGAAAGUGCGAGAAUAUUGGAAUUGGUAUCACCAUAAUGUGGGACGGAUUUUGAUUAUUUUUGCCAUCGCGAAUGUUUUCUACGGAAUUCAUUUAGGCGAACAGGGACAGAAAUGGAAUGUUGGUUAUGGAGUUAUCAUUGGUCUUCUAUUUGUAACUCUCAUUGUUUUGGAGAUACAAAAGUUUAGGAAGUGAUGACACUUUUUGCACCCCUUUUGCAUGUAUUUGUUUCCACAGAGGUUAGGUUAAAGGGUCUUGGAGUUUGAACUUUCUCCCUUGUAAUUUAAAUUUGUUUGUUUUAUAAUUUAUAUGUUGCUUAGUUCUCUUGAAA
Messenger RNA from Syzygium oleosum, 1312 nucleotides. RefSeq names its product cytochrome b561 and DOMON domain-containing protein At3g07570. The record is from RefSeq and is a predicted model, not a curated record. The coding region runs from base 64 to 1176 and encodes 370 amino acids. The transcript is spliced from 4 exons. Lineage: Eukaryota; Viridiplantae; Streptophyta; Magnoliopsida; Myrtales; Myrtaceae.